Messenger RNA from Lycium barbarum (goji berry), 1012 nucleotides. Its product is annotated as serine/threonine-protein phosphatase 7 long form homolog. The coding region runs from base 29 to 1012 and encodes 327 amino acids. The record is from RefSeq and is a predicted model, not a curated record. Gene Ontology annotation, biological process: meristem development; meristem maintenance. The transcript is spliced from 3 exons. NCBI's taxonomy places the organism in Eukaryota, Viridiplantae, Streptophyta, Magnoliopsida, Solanales, Solanaceae.
AAUGAUUUAUUUAAAAUGCGUAAAAUAGAUGGAUCACCACCCUCUUGAUCCGGGGCCCUUCGACCGACAGUUACUAUAUCUUCAGCCCGAGCAUAGGUCGCAACAUAUAUGGACAUCCGACCUGCAGCCUGAGUCUCAGGUCCGUACCCGGUUAGGGGACUCAGCAUGGGAGAUCUUAGAUGCUCGCCCACCACAUCCUCGUGUCCUGGAUAUACUACGUCGGGGCGGUAUCUACCGGUGCGUCGAAGUUGGUCGGGUACAGCACGAUAGGUCGCUAGUGACGGCAUUGAUUGAGAGGUGGCGACCGGAGACGCACACAUUUCAUGUCCGCACCGGUGAGGCUACCAUUACCCUUCAGGAUGUGGAGGUCAUUUAUGGGCUACAGGUUGAUGGACGCCCAUUGUAUAUUGAGGAGCCUCCUGUGCUGCCGCCUUACCGGGGUGAGUUGAUUAGGCUCACCGGUUUCGCGGCUCUGGAUGGUCAUAUUUCCGGCCAGAGUCGGCUUUUGUUGUCGGCCCUUUACGCUCACUUGCGCCUCACAGACAUGCAGCAUCCGAUUGGAGAGGACACGCCUCAGGCUGAUGUUGAUCGACGUGCGCGUCUAUACCUACUCAUCAUAUUAGGGGCCAUCCUAUUCCCGAACACUUCGGGUUCGCAUAUGAGCUUGAGGUAUCUUCGGUAUAUCGACGAUCUCGCCGAGAUAGGAUGUUAUAGUUGGGGCGCUGCUGUGCUGGCCUACAUGUAUCGAGGAUUAUGCCGAUGUUCUAUGGGCACGAGGGUAGAGGUCCCUGCAUUUUGCUCGCUUCUUCAGAUAUGGGUGUGGACUAGGUUGAGACCUUUUCAGCCCAUACCAGCUGACCCUCCCGCUGACUAUCUUACUGUCCCGAUGCCAUACGCGCGGAGAUGGUCGCGAGGCGUACGCCGACGUGUGGAGACGCACCACAGCCUUCUCCCGUUUAGGGAUCAUGCAGCAACUACCACAGAAGCCCUAAAAUCUGUGCGUGAAAGUUGA